Messenger RNA from Esox lucius (northern pike), 1025 nucleotides. RefSeq names its product prolyl-tRNA synthetase associated domain-containing protein 1 (gene prorsd1). The transcript has 2 exons. The record is from RefSeq and is a predicted model, not a curated record. Lineage: Eukaryota; Metazoa; Chordata; Actinopteri; Esociformes; Esocidae. Gene Ontology annotation, molecular function: aminoacyl-tRNA deacylase activity. Bases 174 to 686 code for a protein of 170 amino acids.
GUUUUGUUGCAGCGGUAGAGACGUUGCGUAAAAACCGUUUUGGGCAUUCGGGAAUUUUUAAGUUCCGGCAGUUGAAUGUGAUACUCGUGUUGUUGGUUUAGACGGAACUGUAUGGAUGUGGAAGUGUUGAGAUUUGUUUAAUAAAACGUGUAUAGUUCUCAAAAAUAAUUAAAAUGGCAAUACACGAGUUACGAUGUGAGUUGGAAAAGUAUUUGGAAAGUCUGAAUAUUCAGACUGUCUGCGUGGACCAUCCACCGGUAUUCACUGUGGAAGAGAUGAUGCCGCACCUACAAGGUCUCAGUGGGGCAGUCACAAAGAACCUCUUCCUGAAAGACAAGAAAAAAAAGGGCCUGUGGCUAGUGUCUGUCCGCCAUGACCGUGUGGUCAACCUCAACGACCUGGCUAAGAAACUAGGUUUGGGCAGUGGCAACCUACGCUUUGCUGAAGAGGCAGCCAUGGUGGAUAAGCUGAAGGUGAGCCAAGGCUGUGCUACAGCCCUGGCACUCUUCUGUGACAAAGACAAUAUGGUAAAUGUGGUCCUUGACAGCGACCUGGUUAAUGGAGGCCAUGAGCUCGUUUACUUCCAUCCAAUGACAAAUGCAGCCACGAUGGGACUGAAGCCAGACGAUCUAAUUAAAUUUUUAAAGGAGACAGGACAUGAACCAGUUCUUCAGUGUUUUGACUAAUAAAUGUUAAGAUCUUAUCAGAUGGGGAUUUUGGUUAAGUACAAUUAUUUAUUCACCUUUGUUGCCUUGGCUUACCAAGAAAGUUGCAUUAACAAUGUGCUAACUGUAAGAUGUCCAUGGAUGAGAUAUUGUUUAUGAUGUGCAUGAUUGAAAGAUAAUAUCAUUGUUUGCAUACCAUUUUUUAUGAGAUCUAGUAAUUCUUAUACUAUUUUGACACACGGAGUUCUGAUGUGUAUUAAAUUAUAGAUCUGAUGAUAGAUUAAAUCUGCAGUGUAUUAAAUCUGAUGAUAGAACAUUGAUUCUCCAUGGAGGUGGUUCAUAAAACUUGGUGUAGACUUU